Messenger RNA from Microtus oregoni (creeping vole), 5888 nucleotides. RefSeq names its product BTB domain and CNC homolog 1 (gene Bach1). Gene Ontology annotation, molecular function: RNA polymerase II cis-regulatory region sequence-specific DNA binding; protein binding; DNA-binding transcription factor activity, RNA polymerase II-specific. NCBI's taxonomy places the organism in Eukaryota, Metazoa, Chordata, Mammalia, Rodentia, Cricetidae. The coding region runs from base 191 to 2407 and encodes 738 amino acids. The record is from RefSeq and is a predicted model, not a curated record. The transcript has 5 exons. Gene Ontology annotation, biological process: regulation of transcription by RNA polymerase II.
GCUGGCGGCCGUGGCGGAGUGGAGCGGAGCGCAGGGGAGGGGACGGGCGGGCGGCCGGCAGCGCCGAGGGAGUGAGUCACCUGACCGCCGCUUGCAGCUUGCAGUCGGGCCGCGCCGCGCCUCGGCUCCGGUCGGUGACAGUUAGAAGCAUGCUUUCCACUGCUCUCCCUGAUCCCGUCUGCCACCCAGGAUGUCUGUGAGUGAGAGCGCAGUGUUUGCCUAUGAGUCCUCCGUGCACAGCACCAACGUCUUGCUCAGCCUCAAUGACCAGCGGAGGAAGGACGUGCUGUGCGAUGUCACUGUCGUGGUGGAGGGCCAGCGGUUCCGAGCCCACCGCUCGGUGCUGGCUGCGUGCAGCAGCUACUUCCACUCGAGAAUCGUAGGCCAGCCUGAUGCUGAGCUCACCAUCACACUGCCUGAAGAGGUGACGGUUAAAGGAUUUGAACCUUUGAUUCAGUUUGCCUACACUGCCAAGCUCAUCCUAAGCAAAGACAACGUGGACGAGGUGUGCAGGUGUGCGGAGUUCCUGAGCGUGCACAAUAUCGAGGAGUCCUGCUUCCAGUUUCUCAAGUUUAAGUUUCUGGACUCCACCGCGGAGCAGCAAGAAUGUGCAAGGAAAAAAUGCUUCUCCCCCCACUGUCAGAAAGCAGACUUUAAAAUCUCACUUUCAGACCAGAAAGAUCUAGAAAUCAUUGAAGCAGAGGAGUACUUGGAAAAGAAAAGUAUUCAGGCCCCUCAGUGUGACCCGCAAAGGUGUCAGGGCAAUGUGAAAGCAUUGCCCUCUCUCCAGGACAGUGCCAGUCAGACGUGCCAGGCCAUGUGCUUGGAGAAGGAUGGAGCCCUGGCACUGCCAUCUUUGUGUCCCAAGUACAGAAAAUUCCAGAAAGCGUUUGGAACUGACAAGAUUCGUACUCUAGAAUGUGGCAUCAAAGAUGUCCAUGCUGCUUCUGUCCAACCAAACGAGACAUCUGAACUCGAGUGUUUGGGGGGAGCACAAGGCUUUGCAGAGUUACAAGUGAUUUUAAAAUGUGAAGGAGCGAAGCCAGCCAUGGAGAGUGAGGAGACAAAGCGCAGAGACCCUACCCCUCAGUGCCCCGUGGCGCAGACAGAAGCGGCUCCUUUCCCUCACUGUUCUGCAGACCCUCACGGGCUCUAUUCCCUGCCACUCCUACAGGCAUACGACCAGUCGGGUGACUUGGGCUUUGCUGGGGUGCAAAGCAAAACAGUGAAAGCAGAGAAACCUUUGUCAGCUCCAGAUGCACAGGAAGAGAAACCGUUCAGUGAAAAUCAGGAUUUAUACCUGAAAUCUGAGACGGGCCCCAAAGAAGACAGCAGCAGCCUUACUUCUGGUGAUCGGAGUAGCGUGGAGAGGGAGGUGGCGGAGCACCUGGCCAAAGGCUUUUGGAGUGACAUUUGCAGCACAGACUCGACUUGCCAAACGCAGUUGUCACCUGCUGCGGCCAAGGAGGGCUCAGAACAGGGCUUCUCGCAAAGGCGGUCCGAGUGUCCCUGGUUGGGUAUCAGGAUCAGCGAGAGCCCAGAGCCAGGCCAGCGGACUUUCACAACUCUCAGUUCCGUCAACUGCCCCUUUAUAAGUACUCUGAGUUCUGAAGGCUGCUCGAGCAACUUGGAAAUUGGAAACUACGAUUACGUGGCAGAGCCUCCGCAGGAGCCUUGUCCGUACACUUGCGUGAUCAGCCUGGGCGAUGACUCUGAGUCUGACACAGAAGGUGACAGUGAGUCCUGUUCUGCCAGGGAGCAGGAAUGUGAGGUAAAACUGCCAUUUAAUGCUCAGCGAAUAAUCUCGCUCUCGCGGAAUGACUUCCAGUCCCUGUUGAAGAUGCACAAACUGACCCCAGAGCAGCUGGACUGUAUCCACGACAUCCGCAGGAGGAGUAAGAACAGAAUUGCCGCGCAGCGCUGUCGCAAGAGGAAACUGGACUGUAUUCAGAACCUUGAAUCAGAAAUCGAGAAGCUGCAAAGUGAAAAGGAGAGCCUGCUGAAGGAACGAGAUCUCAUCUUGUCGACGCUGGGUGAAACAAAGCAGAACCUGACGGGACUUUGCCAGCAAGUGUGCAAGGAAGCUGCUCUGAGUCAGGAGCAGAUUCAGAUCCUCGCCAAGUACUCGGCCUCAGACUGCCCGCUUUCUUUUCUAAUUUCGGAGAAAGGAAAAAGUACUGAUGGUGAACUUGCUUUUCCUUCAGUUUUCGGCGUGUCUGAUGGGCCACCCCCCUGUGGACCAGGGAGCAGCAAGGCAGGCCAGGAACCAGGGCAGGAGUCCCAGACAACCGCGCCAACCACCGCAGCCGCCCUGGAGCAGGCCACACUGUUGGAGCCCUGUCGGCAGAGUGGCGGGAUCGCAGACUUCUGCCAGCAGAUGACUGACAAGUGCACUACUGAUGAGUGAACCGCGAGCGUCCUCCAGCCGUGGAUUUCCUACUGAAGUUUGGGCGUUGUCUUGCGAGCCGCGCAUGGCCGUGUCUUCUUGCUUUCAGUAGCCUUGCUUCCCCCGGUAGCUUUCUGGAGAGGGAAUUGAAUUUCUCUUCUAAGGUGACCCUGAGUUCUCCUUGGUUUUCACAGAAGACAUGACAUGAUUUACCUCUUGGAUGCCGAAAAAAAAUCACAUGUGAAAAUGUAGAGUAAUAAUCUCCCAGUGUUCAAAAUAAUUAAGAUAGUGAAAACUGCAGGGUCCGCUUCAACAGCUGGCAGCAUCUGCACCCAGCCCUCCUGGACUGUGGAAGCUCAGUAAUCUACCUUUUGACAGAAUACUGAUCAGAAAGAAAAGUUCUCCCCAAGCAGUGAGGUGGCGAUCUACCCAGAAGGGGCGUGUCAGCACUGAGUGUUUGUGUAGAGCUGUCACGGGGAAAAGAACUCUCACGCUCCUACCAAAGUCCAGCCCGGACUGGACCCGGUGACCUGCGGCUGCCCCGGUGGUGACCUGCGGCUGCCCCGGCAGGACUUAGUGAAGGGCCACAGCGGCCUGUGCUGGAGGCCUCCCCUCCUCAAUACUGACUAAGAGUUUCUGUCUGCACCAACACUAGAGAGUUGUCAUUUCCCCUGCUCUCUCCUUUGAUCCUGUCUGCAGUUCCUGCCAUGUCUAGGCCACUCACGGACUUCCUGUUCCCUUCUGUUCCUGUCCCUUGGAGGAAGAAAUGGGAGUUAGGCUGAGUGGCCUGAGUGUUCACAAGUUGGACAGAACCACAGUUGCCACGGAUCUGGAGACCACACUGCACGAGGCCAUUCAUCGUCUCGUUGCCGAUCACCGAUGCCCAAGAGGGCACUAGGAUGUGUGUGUGUGUGUGUGGGGGGGGGGUAUCUACGUUGACCAGAGGUGCAGCUCGCUGGCAUCCUAAGGAGGAGCUGCGGUCUGUAAAAAGCUCUGUUGGAGCAAGCAUGGAGCCACAGCUCUGCUGGCAUUUGAAACCAUAAAAUUUGUGCUCAGUCCAUUACGGGCUUGCACUUGAGAAGCAGAUUGAACUCUGUUAUCCCUGCCCCCCAAUUUGGUAUGGUGUAAAGGCACGUGCAUCACUUUGACUUGGACAUGGCCAAGUCAAUCUUGUGCUUAUUUUAAUGUUAGUAGAAAAUGAAUUUAUAAUAAUCUGAGCAUCUACUCCAUAACAUUUUGCAGUGAUUCUUGGUUGUUCUGGAAUCUCACACUAUAGACCUCAGCAGUAGAAACAAAGCAUCAUAUAUACAAGUUCAAUAUCCCUAUUCAAGGAAUGUGAAAUGCCUUAAAAUUGGAAACGUUCUGAGUACCUAGCUGAUAGCAGACGUGGGGUAUUCCAGUCCUGAGUUCAUGAGGUGGGCCACAGGCAAAAGAGGAUAUUCAGAAUCUUCUGAGAGCUUCUUUAGGAUACAUGUGUAAGGUACAUGGGAACUUCAUUAGGACUUUAUGGGAGGGUCUUAUCUUCAAGCUAACUGUAGAAGCUUCUACAUUCUGUAGAAGUGGAUAUUUGACAAACAGGAAAAAUCUGAAGUGUGAAGCACCUGUGCUCUCAAACAUCUUGAUAAGGGGGUCUCUCAGGACGCUCCCGGGAGUGUUUGUAGAGUUGUGCUUAAAGGAACAGUCAAUAGGAUGCCAUCUCUCACUGACGCUCAUCUUCACUGCAUGCUGCGUCCAGUGAGAGCCUAGAGAGGGAAAGAGAGGGCGAGAGCACGCCAAGAGCCACCUGAGUGCGGUGUCAUGUCGGUAGGUACCUAGCUGGUGCUUGCCGUGAGGAGGUACGGGACCAGCUUCAGUAUGAUUAGUUGUCAUGAUGCCCUUCUCUCCUGGGUGCAGGGAGGGAGGGAGAAUAGUGUGUAUUUUAUCUUUGGAAGAGAAAAUGAAAUUGAAAUUAUCUUCUAGAAACUUUGAAAAGUCCCCUCUGUUUGUCUGGGAGAGAACGCUCCCAGACGAAGCAUCCCAUGUGACAAAGAGCUGUGUAUAUAUGUAUAUGUCCCCACGCAGCUGUUUGAUACUUGUAAUUUUAGAUUUCAACAACGUAAAAUAAUAUGAAAACGUCUCUGGUUUACAAAGUGUAAAAUCUUCUACAAGCCAAUGGAGUCCUUGAUUUCCUACCUCACUGUACACUCGACUGUCUGCCAUCAGUGUGCACACGUCCAAUUUUUUUUUUGCUUUAAAUGUAACUGUAAAUAUUUGCUUUGGAAAGUUACUUAGCAUUUCAUGAUAAGACCCAGUUCUCUCCUCAACGUAAAGAUACUUUUUAAGACACUUCCUUUAAAUUUCUUUCUACCUUUGAACGUUUAGCAUUAAGGGUUAAUUUUAAUGGUGUUUGGUAAUUGGCCAAGUGUAAUAGUUCUUAAAAUUUAGCAUUACUUUUAACAGCCAGCAUAUAAUACAAGUAACUACACUACCUCAUUCCUGUGUGAUUUUCGAGUUGUAUUGGAUGGACAGGAAAGAUUUUACCUUUGUCUUUGGCCAUGACGUGGGUAAGUUGUCUGUAUAUUGCAUAGCAUUACACAUUUAUGCCUAUUUUAACGUGAACUUUUAGAGACUUUUUUUUUCUAAGAAAAUUUGUUUUAAGGCAAUAUUUUUUUUUUGGGAGGGGAUGCCGAAGACAAAUGAUAGGAUCAUAUGUGUACACAUAUGCUUUUUCCUUCAUGCAGAGUUUUGAUGAUGUUUUUCAUUUGUUAUUUGCAUAUUCCUGCAAUCAUUGCUCCUCGUUGUAUGAUCCAGCCUUCUCAAUGCCUGGUGAUUUCUUUUAAGUUGUCAUGUCUGACUCAGUACAAUUAUGUCCUCUUAAAUUUUUGCCCCUUAUUUGACUCCUAUAGCUGCAAGCACAUAAUUUGUUAAAUUCUUAUGUUCAGAAUAAAAAUGGAUAUAACUUUGGUUGUCCAUCAGCAAGCAUUAUAACAAUUUGCUGUAGCUUGAUGCUUAGCCAAUUUUAAGUCAGGAAUUCAGCAUAAAUGAUGUGUGGGUAGUGGAGAUGGCGUGGGGACACGCACCCACGUUAACAACUUGGGACAAAAGAGAAGCAAACGGCGAUGUCACAGUGAAUUCUCAGGUGAACCUUUCGGUUACAAAAACAUCUAUUUUGAAUUUGUAAAUAUUUUAACUGUUUUAUUAAAGCAUGUACUAAACUAUUCUUUGACACCUGUUCGGUAGAAUGAAAAUUUAAAGCCAUAAUGGUAAAAGAUGGCAUACUGAUUGUAAAAUAAACAAAUAAUAAUAUUGAUUUUUUUGUAUCUUUCAUAAUAUAAUUUUUCUAACUGCAAUAAAACCACUGAACUUAUAUAUUCAUGUCCUAUUAAGCCCAUGUUUCAUUAGAAGUAUACUUUAUAAUAUUUCAUUUACAUUUUCUUCAUAAUAGGCUUGUUUAUGUGUCAGAUAUAAAUAGUAGAUGCUGACGGUGGACAGAUAGUUCAAUAAAGUUCCUAAUGCUACCUUU